Molecule: messenger RNA, 1328 nt
Organism: Callorhinus ursinus (northern fur seal)
Lineage: Eukaryota; Metazoa; Chordata; Mammalia; Carnivora; Otariidae
Source: RefSeq, a predicted model, not a curated record
GGAGGGACCGGACUCCGGAGCCAUCACCCUCGUGGCUGACAGUCUGCGACGCACACAUGGGGUCGUCUGCGUCCAAGGCUGCCCUCGGGGCGACCACCGAUGAGCCCACAGAACCGGAGGCGAAACACCUGGCGGACCUAAUACGGUACAUAAAUGGAACAAAUAUGAGUGUUGAACAUUUGGCUGAUGUUCUUUCUGAGAAAACCAGGAGCAGCAGCUGGGUGGUAGUGUUCAAAGCCCUGGUUACUGUACAUCACCUUAUGGUGCAUGGAAAUGAGCGUUUUAUCCAACAUCUGGCAUCUAGACACUCUUUGUUCACUCUACACAACUUCCUGGAUAAAAGUGUCAUAGAAGGCUAUACUAUGUCAACCUUCAUCAGACGAUAUAGCAAGUUCUUGAAUGAGAAGUCACUUGCAUAUAGACUGAUCACAUCUGACAUCACCAAAACCAAGAGAGGGAUGGAUGGUAUGAUGAGAACUAUGGAUACAAAACAGCUGCUAAACACUCUUCCAGUUAUUCAAACUCAGUUUGAUGCUCUUCUUAAUUUUAAUGCAAAUCCUGAUGAACUAACGAAUGGUAUAGUACAUGCUGCUUUCAUGCUCCUCUUUAAGGAUUCUCUUCGCCUCUUUGCAGCCUAUAAUGAGGGGAUCCUUAAUUUGCUAGACAAAUAUUUUGAUAUGAGGAAAAACCAAUGCAAGGAAAGUUUGGAUAUUUACAUCAAGUUCCUCGAAAGAACAACCAAACUGGUACAGUUCCUGAAAGUUGCGGAGCAAGUUGGAAUUGACCAGAACGACAUUCCAUAUCUUACACAGGCACCCCACAGUUUACUUGAAGCACUAAAACAGCAUUUAGCUUCUUUGGAAGAGAAAAAUAACAGUUUGCUUCCUUACAGUCUCCAGCAUGCAUUGAUUCCCUCUAUCCCAAAUAAUCCAGUUGUGAAAGCUUCAGCAAGCAGCGCUUGGUUUGCAGCCCACAAACCUGUUGGAGCCAGACAGCAAUGUGGAAAAAUCAUAGCAAACAAUCUGGAUGGCUCACUUGCUAGCCUUGUAGGAACAGAUCUUAACCUUGGAGAAAGCCCAGUCAACAGAUCAGACAUGAAGUGGCCUCAGCCUUCAGAGAUGGAAAUUGCUGAUGGAAUGAAGUGGCAGUUGAAUACCUACACCUGCACAUCAACCCUCUGGAAACAUAUUUCUGUUCCUUCUGUUCCCCACAUGAAGUUUGAAUAUGAUGGCAUGGAUUUGGGGAGUUUAUUCUGUUCAGAUUUGUACAGCUUCUUGAAUCUGCAUUUUUAUAUCUUUUGCCAAACUUGGGAAGUUUUCUGCCCUUAA